AUGCUUCAACGGGUUAUUGGAAAUUCUAUUAGAAAUUUUAAUGUAUUGACAUUACGUAUGCUUUCAGCAAAAAGUGAAGGAAUAAAUGUGGUAUUUAAAACUAAAGAUAAUGAAUACACAGGAAAAGGGAAAUUGGGAGAAUCUUUAUUGGAUGUUGUCAUUAAUAAUGAUAUUCCAUUAGAUGGCUUUGGUGCCUGUGAAGGUACCAUAGCAUGUUGUUCUUGUCAUGUAAUUUUGGAACAAGAACAUUAUAAUAGACUACAAAAACCAAAUGAUGAUGAAUUGGAUAUGUUGGAUUUAGCUCCAAGUCUCGAAGAUACAUCUCGACUUGGUUGUCAAGUAAUUUUAGAUAAAAAUGAUAAACCAGAAAUUCGUGUUAUGGUACCAGACAUGACUAUAGAUGUUAGAACACUUUAA
Strongyloides ratti is the source of this 417-nucleotide messenger RNA. Its product is annotated as Adrenodoxin, mitochondrial. Gene Ontology annotation, cellular component: mitochondrion. Gene Ontology annotation, molecular function: 2 iron, 2 sulfur cluster binding. The record is from RefSeq and is a predicted model, not a curated record. The transcript has 2 exons. Lineage: Eukaryota; Metazoa; Nematoda; Chromadorea; Rhabditida; Strongyloididae. The coding region runs from base 1 to 417 and encodes 138 amino acids. Gene Ontology annotation, biological process: positive regulation of oxidoreductase activity; P450-containing electron transport chain.